Aspergillus ochraceoroseus IBT 24754 is the source of this 1515-nucleotide messenger RNA. RefSeq lists its product as uncharacterized. Bases 91 to 1515 code for a protein of 474 amino acids. The transcript has a single exon. NCBI's taxonomy places the organism in Eukaryota, Fungi, Ascomycota, Eurotiomycetes, Eurotiales, Aspergillaceae. The record is from RefSeq and is a predicted model, not a curated record.
CCUAUAUAAGAUAAAGGUUCCCUGCUCUGUUUAUAGCUUCAUCAACCACACACACACACACACACACACACACACACACAAUAUCCAAACAUGCAAGAUUCUCCAGGAAAGCCACGGUCCGCAUCCGCAUCCACCUUCCCACCCCAAGAAUACAGCUCCGAAGACUCCGCCCCUUCAUCCCCAGAUCCACUCGAGAUGACCCUCCGCCAGCUCCGUUCCCGGUCCAAAAACCCUAAAGACGCCAACACCGAAGAAGAAGAGGAAGAGGAAGAGGAAGAAGGAGAAGGAGGAGGAGGAGAAAAGGAAGACUACAGCUAUCUCGAACAAAAAGGCUACCACAACUUCGCGCCAGGCCCGUACAUGAACGCAGCCGCCCACCGGCCAAACUACACGAUUAUGAAGCGCCCCCCCGUGAACCCCGUCCUCGCCUCCGUCCAAGAAUACAUGGCCAAGUCCAAGCCCCUGGAAUACACACUGGCUAAAUCGGAGGUGUCGCUCAAUAAGCUCGAAGCCCUCAUUGACCUGUCCAAGACCUCGGGGCUGAUCGAGCGCGGAGAGGAAGAGGACGCGGCGGAGUGUGUGCGGCGCGCGAUGACGAUUGCGAAUACGUUAGACGCCAGGGCGCUUGUCAUGAGGUGUGAGAAAUGGCUUGCGAAGUUCCGGGAGGUGAGGGCAGAUCCGCAGUUGUAUGCGCAGUGGUCUUCGGGGUUUGGGAUGGGUGGGUUCUUUGGUGGGUACGCGAGGAGGACUGGUGUCAAUGCAAAUGCAAAUGCAAAUGCAAAACCAAGUGCCAGUGCCAGUGCCAGUGCCAGUGACAAUGCCAACGCCAAGUGGCUUUUCCAGGGUUAUGUGUCUGAGGCUGGGUCUGGAUCGGACUUUGAUGAGAAAGCCCAGGUCAAGGCUCAGGCGAAGGGUAGAGAUAUGAAGGGGAAUACAAAAGCAAAGCAAAAGAAUCUUUGCUACUAUGUCUCUAAAGGGACGCAGACCUCGCCACUUGCUUCUCCCGGUCUGGGCUGCGCGAAACCAACUGAAAAACGCAUAUGGCCCCAGAACUCGAGUUCCGGUGUCUCAUACCGAGUCUCGACGCGGACUCCGCUUAGCAAGGGAUCCAAAGGUAGAAACAGAACCCGGGGUAAUCCACUCCGACGAUUUCCCGCGCGUCCUAAGCCCUGGCUUGUACAAGAUAUGGAAGAUGUGGCUAUUGCCACCGGGCACCGGAAAGGCUCAUUUAUACUCGAAGAGAUGGAAGCAGAACAGGACUCGCCCUUCGGUCCGGAACAGAGGGAGUUUACCUUCGCCAUGGAUGUCACCGAAAGGGCAUCGCGUGUGCGCAAAACGGAUAUCUUCCCUCAGCAGAGCUGGGAGUUUAUUGCGGAUCCAGGGCAGUGGGACUGGUUCAAAGCGAAGAUGAAGAAUGAGCCUGUUACGCUGGAGUUUUUGGAGUGGGAGAGGGAGAGGAUGAUUGUUUUGGUCGAACAGAGAUUGUGGAUGGAUGGUGAUGAUGAGAUGUUUUAG